AAGUUUCCAGAGAAAGAGGCACUUGGAUUGUCGUUUCUGUUCCCAUGAACCGCUAUGAGCAAUAGAAGCAAGUGACGGUGGUGACACAAGAAAACAACAGAGAAAGCAGAAAGAAUAUGGGUAGAUUCUUUGUGAUGGAGCUUGAGGGAAGGUCUUAUAGAUGCAAGUUUUGUAGUACUCACUUGGCCCUUGCAGAUGAUCUCAUUUCAAGGUCGUUUCAUUGCCGGAGGGGAAAAGCAUACCUAUUCAAUAACGUUGUCAACUUCACACUCGGAGCACCAGAAGAAAGGAUGAUGCUUUCAGGAUUGCAUACUGUGGCAGAUAUCUUUUGCUGUUGUUGUGGUCAAAUAAUUGGCUGGAAAUACGAAUCUGCACACGAGAAGAGUCAAAAGUAUAAAGAAGGGAAGUUUGUUCUUGAAAGAGGAAGGAUAGUUGAUGAAGUUGAGUUCUCUACUGAAUUCUAUAUCGAUAGUCGUGUCUGCGUGAGUGAUGGUGACGAGGCUUAAAAAGACAUGCUGCUGGACUUGUUCUGUAUAUGAUGAACAAUAAAGGUGACCCUUGGAAAAAUGUUCAAGAUCAGGGAAGUUUUUUUUGUUUUUUUUUUUAAUUUAUUUAUUUGCGUGUGGUAUAUGAAAUGAGAGUUGCCAAUGGUGUAUGAAUUGUGGAGAAAGAAAAAGAUGAAACAUUGAAAUGGUAGUUUUAGAUUUGCCGCAAAA
Messenger RNA from Vigna angularis (adzuki bean), 716 nucleotides. Its product is annotated as protein yippee-like At5g53940. NCBI's taxonomy places the organism in Eukaryota, Viridiplantae, Streptophyta, Magnoliopsida, Fabales, Fabaceae. Bases 117 to 506 code for a protein of 129 amino acids. The record is from RefSeq and is a predicted model, not a curated record. Gene Ontology annotation, cellular component: ubiquitin ligase complex. The transcript has 5 exons.